This is a messenger RNA of Fulvia fulva, 825 nucleotides long. RefSeq lists its product as uncharacterized. The transcript is spliced from 2 exons. The record is from RefSeq and is a predicted model, not a curated record. The coding region runs from base 1 to 825 and encodes 274 amino acids. Lineage: Eukaryota; Fungi; Ascomycota; Dothideomycetes; Mycosphaerellales; Mycosphaerellaceae.
AUGGUCGCCCUCGACCGCUUUCUUGCCAUCUCGGCACUAUCUCUCGGCGCGCUGGCGUGCCCUCUCGGCCCCAAGACCAUUUCCCGCCGCGCCGACACCAACACCUCCUCCUCUUCCACCCCGGCAGCCUCGUCCUGGUCCCCUCCCUCUUCAAUGACCACAGCCCUCGACCAAGUCUGGAAGCAGACUCUCAAAGAGAAAGCCAACUGGUUCGACGACAAGAACUGGAACCUCGACCAACUAAUGGCAAACAACGGCAGCAUCAACUACUGCGUUCGCUGGAACACAGCCCAGGCCUCCACCGCCGAGAAUAGAGCCCUCACCGCUUCAGCGCUGCAACGCAGUCUAGGAAAAUGGGCCGAUACCCUCAUCGGCUUCGCCGGCUUUCCCUUGACUUCUGUCGACGUGAACGUAGUCGGCUACGCCGUCAAGGAUAAGUCCCUCAUGCAGGGCGACGUCUCAGAUAUCGACGUCUACACCACUGCCGACGCAGAUGGCGUCCCAGAAUGUGACCCACGCUGCUACCGCGGUGCGCACCUCGACGGCGACAUCUCCACUUGCCCCGGCGGCGAAGCUUCUCGCUACGACAUCUCCCUCUGGCUUGACGACAGUCUUGCCGGCGAGAUAGCCGUGGAGGAUGAGAAUGUGCAUAUCCUAUUGCACGAGAUGGGGCACGGGUUUGGGCUCUUGGAUUUCUAUGAUUGGGUGCCUGAGGGACAGGAGAGUUUUGUGAUGAUGGCGGGGAGUGCGAUGGAGGUUACGGAGUUUGAUGCGUGGAUGUUGAGGGAUUGGUGGAGGAAGCUGAAGGCUGUGCGGGGGUGGUAG